Messenger RNA from Cottoperca gobio, 4290 nucleotides. RefSeq names its product collagen, type XXVIII, alpha 1b (gene col28a1b). The coding region runs from base 185 to 3784 and encodes 1199 amino acids. The record is from RefSeq and is a predicted model, not a curated record. Gene Ontology annotation, cellular component: extracellular matrix. NCBI's taxonomy places the organism in Eukaryota, Metazoa, Chordata, Actinopteri, Perciformes, Bovichtidae. Gene Ontology annotation, molecular function: serine-type endopeptidase inhibitor activity. The transcript is spliced from 35 exons.
GCAGCGCUGAAAUGUUGGUGCGGCCCCAAAGCCCCCGGCUACACAUGCAGCACACCAGCGCUUCUGAUGGUCUUUAGUUUGUCUCAGCCCGGUUUAUUGGACUUGAUUCCGCGGCGAAAUGCCACCCAAAGAGCCACAGCUGACUGGACUACAAGCACCGACUGCAGCUAAAUGAGAUUCUAGGAUGGAAAUGUUGCUGAGGGGAAACCUGAGGAGAGGAGUGGGGCUCUGCCUUUUGCUGUUGGCUCUCGUUCACGAGGCCACAGGCCAGAGAAGGAAGACAGGACGCAGGAACAACAACAAGCUGCAUGACGAUGGAGGGAAUGGUCUGACAUGUUCUCUGGAGGUGGCUUUCAUCCUGGACAGCUCGGAGAGUGCAAAGAUAUUCCUGUUUGAGAAGCAGAAGGCCUUCGUGUUGAGCUUCAGCACCCACCUCUCUAUGCUGCAGGUAGCCGGCUGGACGCUGAAGAUGCGAAUGGCCGCACUUCAGUACAGCAGCUCCGUGUCCGUAGAGCACAGAUUCUCAGGCUGGAAAGACCUAGAUUCAUUUCACAGUCAAGUCAGCACCAUGAACUACAUCGGCCAUGGCACAUACACCACCUAUGCCAUCACCAACGUCUCGCAGCUGCUGGUGCAGGAGACGCCGACGGACAGCGUCAGGGUUGCAGUGCUGAUGACUGAUGGGGUCGACCAUCCCCGUAAUCCUGAUGUGAUUGCAGCUGCAGCGGAGGCCAAAGGUCACGGCACAAAGUUCUUCGCUGUCGGUUUAUCAGACAUCGGUCAACAGAGUAACAAUAACGCCAAGCUCCGGGCCAUCGCCAGCACACCUACUCAGCAGUUUGUCCAAAGUCUUCUUGAUCCCCAGCUAGAGGAGAAGCUGCUGAGAGAGAUGGGUGCAGUCGCAUCUGAAGGGUGUCCACAGGCUCAAGUGUGUUUGUGUGAAAGAGGAGAGAGAGGCGCUCAAGGAAAUCCAGGUAGAAAAGGGGACCCAGGCUUCAGCGGGGCACCUGGUCUAAAAGGAGCGAGGGGGGAGCAUGGCUCCAACGGUCGAGCUGGAGGUGAAGGUCCAGAGGGCCGUCCAGGUUAUAAGGGCAACAAGGGGGAGAGCGGAGACUGUGGCACUCCUGGGGAGAAGGGUGACACUGGACCUGAGGGACCUUCAGGCCAGCAAGGAACGAAAGGAGAACAGGGUGUGAUAGGAUCAGCAGGAGACAUGGGACUUGAGGGCCCAGCAGGACCUAAAGGAGACAGAGGGCCCAGCGGUGUUUCUGGACCACCGGGGGAUAUUGGUAUCGGUUUUCCAGGAGCUAAGGGUGAGAAAGGCAUUCAGGGGAGAUCGGGUCCCACAGGUCCUGUUGGGAUAGGAGAACCAGGACAACCAGGUCCCCCAGGACCAGCCGGAGCACAAGGAAACUCCGGACCACCUGGAGAGGGGCUUCUAGGGCCGAAGGGGGAUCAAGGACACGAGGGUCCGAGGGGCAAUCGUGGACUUGCUGGCGUUGGGGUCAAAGGUGACAAGGGAAGUCACGGGCCGCCUGGGUUUGCAGGUCCAGUUGGUGCUCCUGGUUUAGGACAUCAAGGAGAAAAGGGGGAUCAAGGCCCAGUCGGACCUGCAGGCCCCAGGGGAGCUCAAGGUAUUGGAAUAACAGGACCAAAGGGGGAUCAGGGACUCCCAGGAGAGCCUGGACUGAGAGGUGAGAGAGGUGUUGGAGAGCCAGGACCCAAAGGUGACCCAGGGUCUGAGGGGUUACCAGGUAUACCAGGUGAGCCAGGAGAGGACGGAGCCUUGGGACAAAAGGGUGAUCUUGGGUUACCGGGGUCCAGGGGACCAGACGGUGCUCCUGGUAAAGGAACACCUGGAGGGAAGGGAGACAGAGGAGACAGGGGGACCAGAGGACAGCCAGGUGCAGUCGGUCCUGUGGGACCAAUGGGGUCAAAGGGAGAACCAGGAAAUAUUGGGCCACCAGGUGCAACUGGACCACAAGGAAGAGGUAUCGCUGGUGCCAAGGGAGAACUGGGCCAACGAGGUCCAGCUGGAGCUGUGGGAGAGCUGGGGAAGGGUUUACCUGGACCCAAGGGGGACAGAGGGUCUGCAGGGCCUGCUGGGAUAACUGGACUUAAAGGUGACGGUUACCCCGGCCUUCCAGGACUACCGGGGCCUCCUGGUCUGACAGGAGAGACCGGAUCAGAUGGCGUCGGUUUACCUGGACCAAAGGGAGACAGAGGCUUGUCUGGACCUCCUGGACCUGUUGGGCCACCAGGAAUUGGCCUACUUGGUCAUAAGGGUUCAGUUGGCCAAAUGGGACUACCGGGUGCACAGGGGUUACCUGGAGAGGGCAUCCAAGGACAAAAGGGAGAGACUGGAUUUCAGGGGAUCACCGGCCCCAGAGGUCCUCCUGGACAAGGUCUACAGGGGGACAAGGGGGAUCGAGGGUUCAAAGGUGAAAAAGGCAAAGGAGGAAAUAGAGGAGAAGCUGGAGAGGCCGGAGCCUCAGGAUCUUUGGGUAGAGCUGGGCAGAAGGGAGACCCUGGACUUACAAGGGAAGAAAUCAUCAAAAUAGUGAGAUCGAUAUGCAGUUGUGGAGUGUCCUGCCGACAAACCCCCUUGGAGCUGGUUUUUGUGAUCGACAGCUCUGAGAGCGUCGGCCCCGACAACUUCAACCUGAUCAAAGACUUUGUAAACACCCUGAUCGACCGAGCUUCGGUGAGCCGGGACACCACACGGGUGGGUGUUGUCCUCUACAGCCACAUCAACAUGGUGGUGGUCAGUCUCAGACAGCAAGCCACUCGCGAUGAGAUCAAGACUGCGGUGCGCUCCAUGACCUACCUGGGCGAGGGGACGUUCACAGGCAGUGCCAUCCAACAGGCCAACCAGGUGUUCAAGGCGGCGCGGGCAGGUGUGAGGAAGGUGGCCAUCAUCAUCACGGACGGUCAGGCCGAUAAAAGAGACGUGCUCAGUCUGGAGAGCGCCGUGUCAGAAGCUCAAGGGAGUGACAUAGAGAUGUUUGUGAUCGGGGUGGUGAAUGAGAGCGAUCCUCUCUACGAGGAGUUCAAGAAGGAGCUCAAUCUCAUGGCCUCUGACCCCGACAGCGACCACAUGUACCUGAUCGAUGAGUUCAAAACACUUCCAGCUCUGGAGAGAAAACUUCUGAGUCGUAUCUGUGAGGACGGAGAGAGACAUUUGUUCAGCUCCGUGCCGAGCUCCAGACUGCCUCCGGGAAUUCCCGAGGUCUCCGGUAACGUUCGAGAACCUCCGUACAGGACCGAUACAGACACCCCCACCUUCACAGGAGACUUCAGGAGGGUUCAGAUAGUGCGUGGUCCUCCAGCGCCACAACCCGACAGAGAACCCAUCACUCUACAGAGACCCAAGACGGACGACAGAAGCGCCUCAGAGACUCAGAGAUUUCCAUUCUUUGACAGGGAACCCUACAGACCUGUUACAGAGUUCCCCCCAAAGUUUGAUAUGAAGGACCCAAAUCGCCAUGUAGUGAUGACAGGAGCCAUCGGGCCGGUGGGUCCAACUUGGAAGGCUGAGGAGAGGACACCACCGCCAUCUUCUUCGACUUCUCCCACUCCUCCUCUGCCGUCUUCUGACACCCACGUAUCAGUGGAGCGCUGCGACCACGUGCUGGAUCCAGGACCGUGCCGGGACUACGUGGUGAAGUGGUACUUCGACGCCAUCGCUAAUUCCUGCGCUCAGUUCUGGUUCGGAGGCUGUAUGGGAAACAGCAACCAGUUUGAGACUGAGAAGAACUGCAGAGAAACCUGCGCCAAAGUCUAACAAGCACAUGUAUCUGUAGUCACAAAUAAAACAUUUUGCUGUGACUUCACAUGUGACUUUGCCAUGAGGUUCACUUCAACUUCAGCGAGUUAGUUUUCUACGUGUAGCUAUUCAACAUAGAUAGGGAAGAUAAAAAACAAUUGUUAUAAAAGAGGCGUCAUUAAACCAAAUAAGCCUAAAAUGGAGUUUAAAGUUCUAAAAUGUUCAGUAGGCUAAGUACUCUUGAAUUGUAUUUCCUGUUGGCCAGAGGGAUUUGUGUAUUAAUUGUAUGAACCAAGCUAAGCUAAUGCAGAGAAAUUAUACCUGUAAUGUUACUUACACACUGUGGAACAGUUCUGUUAUAAAUAAUACAAACUUUGAAACCACUAACCUUUCUACUCAUGUAUGAUACAAUGACGUAUUGUUAUUUUUAAAUGAAUGUCUUAAGUUUUUUGUAUGUUUAUGUUUUUUAAUACUGUCAUUGAUGAAAAAAAUAAAAAAGAAGCAAAUAAAUGUAUAGUCUCACG